AUGGGAGGGUUCCAACAAAGGAAAGGCGCACAGGCUCACGACUCAAUUGAAGCUGAACCCGAUUUAUGCGAGAACAAUGGCGAAACAGAGGAGACGAGACUUUUGGAGGCGGAAGAAGCCACUGGGAAUGGGCGUGGAGCAGUGCUUCUCACAACACCAGAGGCGAUCGGGUCUGGGCGGCCUGCUGCUGGUUCAGACACGCCGGAUGAAUCGCACCAGCUGAGCGAGCAGCAGACGAAGCAGAACAAGGAGACAGUGUCGUGGAAAGACCUCCCUCGGAAGAAGCAACUUGUUGUCAUCACCCUGACAAGGCUCUCCGAGCCUCUUGUCCAAACGAGCCUGCAGGCUUACAUGUUUUAUCAACUCAAAUGGUUCGACCCAACACUUUCGGACGCGGUGAUUUCGAGCCAGGCGGGUGUCUUGCAUGCUUCCUUCACGGCGGCCCAACUUCUCACAGCCAUGAUGUGGGGUCGUGUCGCUGAUUCGAGUCGAUUUGGCCGCAAGAAGGUCAUUCUGAUCGGCCUGACUGGAACCAUGAUAUCGUGUCUAGGUUUUGGGUUCAGUAAGACUUUCUGGCAAGCUUUAAUGUUCCGAUGUCUCGGGGGCGUGACGAACGGUAAUGUGGGCGUCCUGAGGACUAUGAUCAGCGAGAUCGUGAGAGAGAAGAAAUAUCAAUCAAGAGCAUUUCUUUUGCUCCCAAUGACAUUCAACAUUGGUGUCAUUAUCGGGCCAAUACUCGGAGGAGUACUCGCAGAUCCAGCAGCUAGCUAUCCGGACGUCUUUGGCAAAUCAACAUUCUUCCUGAAUUUCCCCUACGCAAUGCCGAAUCUUGUCAGCGCUUUUUUUCUGCUGUCUGCGUCCCUGACAGCCUGGCUGUGUCUGGAAGAGACGCUCGAUGCACGGGCUGACAAGAGAGAUUGGGGCAUUGAACUGGGCAACGCAAUCGGCUCAGCCAUCUCUGCUCGCCUAUCUCGCAACAAGCUCGCCGCCGGGUACACUCCCUUGGCCACUCGCGAGAGUCUCAGAGCCAGUAUCGAGAUGUCACCUUCGCGGACCCCAUCACCGGCAACACCGACAACUUCACACUCCUCGAAGCCGGCCAAACGACAACCACGCUACACCCAGCGCCUGCCAUUCCGGCGCAUCUUCACGCGCAACGUAUGCGUCACCCUGCUAGCGCGCUUCUGCCUCGCGUUCCACAUAGGCACGUUCAACAGCCUCUGGUUUGUAUUCCUGUCGACGCCGGUCUACGACCCAAAAAGUCCGUCAGCCCCGGACCGCCACCUCCCAUUCCUCUUCACCGGCGGCAUGGGGCUGCCGCCCGCCAAGGUCGGCACGGCAAUGGCGGUUCUCGGCUUCCUGGGCAUCACGCUGCAGCUCUUCGUGUACCCCACCCUGUCCGCGCGCCUCGGCACCGUGAGAUGCCUGCGGAUGUCCCUCAUCUGCUUCCCCGUCGCUUACUUCCUUGUCCCAUACCUAUCGCUCGUGCCGAGCACCACGGAGCCCCCGGCCCCGAAGUCAGGCCCGGCGAUGUGGGUCGCCAUCUCGGGGAUCCUGCUUUGCCAAGUGGUCGGGAGGACCUUCGCGUCGCCCAACAUGGCCAUUCUGGUCAACAACUGCUCGCCGCACCCGAGCGUCCUCGGGACGUUCCAUGGCCUGGCGCAGACUUGCAGCUCGGCGGCCAGGACUGUAGGGCCGGUGCUGUGUGGGUUCUUAUAUGGCAUUGGGCUGGCGAACGGGGUCGUCGGUGGUGUGUGGUGGGGGCUCAGUAUGUGGGCCGCCAUGGGAUGGCUGACGAGUUGGUUGUUGAAAGAGGGCGAUGGACACGAGAUCUGGCUGGAUGGCGACGAGGAAGACGAGGGAGUAGAAACGACGAAGAGAGUCUAA
Molecule: messenger RNA, 1887 nt
Organism: Diaporthe amygdali
Lineage: Eukaryota; Fungi; Ascomycota; Sordariomycetes; Diaporthales; Diaporthaceae
Product: major facilitator superfamily transporter
Exons: 3
Coding region: 1-1887 (628 amino acids)
Biological process (GO): transmembrane transport
Molecular function (GO): transmembrane transporter activity
Source: RefSeq, a predicted model, not a curated record